ACAUGGCUAACACAGAAGUCGGGAAGGCUGGAUCUGUGAAUUCCGAGGAGCUCAGCCCUUCACCCAAGAGAAAGCAGCCUGUAGACCAGAAGGGAGAAGAUGAAGAGCCUUCGCCUUCGGAAAGUGGGGGAAACAGCGGUAAGAGCUCCCCGGAGGCGUCUCCCGUGAGACAAGGGAGCAGCAGGCAGAGUCGUAGGGAGGCCAAGAACUCCAGGCGGAAGGGAUCUCGGCAUAGCUCGGGUGGCUCCCGCCUUGAAGAGAAGAGGAGUGCGAGCCCACCUCCCACCAGAAAGAGAGGAAGGGACAAGCCUGAGUCUACCAGAGCGAGACAACACCUGGCAAGAGAUUCCCGGCACUCAAAACAGCCUGUCAAGGACAGAAGGGCCCACGCUAGAUCAACCGGGCGGACUGGCCGGCGGCGCAGGCAUCGCAGAGACCCCCUCGCGGCUCCACACAACUCUCUCAAGAGGCACAGACAACAUUCUCCAGAAGCCCGCUCAUCCAGGUCGCUCUCACCGCUGUCCAGAGUCAUCUCCCACGUGGGUGCCUUGGAGGUGGUCCUGGAAAACCUGCAGGUCCCUGGAGGGGCCUUCCUGCGUGUGCCCUCCAGCAGCAGGGAGCCCAGUGCAUCGCAGCGCGCCUGGCUCACAUGGCAGCUGUCCCAUGCUGGGGCCGCGCUGCACUGGGCGCUUUACACAGUCAAUUACAUCUUGGCUGUGCAGGCCUGGAUGCCGAGAUAGACCUAGCUCCAUGCUGACUCCUCCAUGGCCCUAGACUAGUGCCCACCUCCUCUCUUUUCCUCCUCUCUCCUCCUUCCCUCCCCUCUCCUCCCUUUCCCUCUCCUCUCCUCUUCCUCUCUCAAGACCCAGGCCAAGUGGCCAAGGAACCAGGCGCCCCCGCCCUUUAUCUCCCAGUACUUCACUGGAUGGAAGGAAGCAUGCUGGACCUGAGCAGAGCAGAGAAACCCGCGUGUCUUGGGCCCACCUGAGUACCAAACAGACUCCCUCUCCUGAGGGACUCCACCCUAGAGCCUUGAGACUACAUCAAUGACAGAUGACCUGACUCUGCAGAAGACUCACUGGGGACUUGGAUUGUGGAGUGAAAGCCUUCUCUGAUGUUGUCCACCUUCCCAUCUGCAGGUGCCUUGGGGAUCAUCUGAAAAAGGACUGCCUCUUAGAAUGAAAUCAGCAAAUGCAGGUUGGGUCACUGUGCAGACAGGCUCCCACCCUUUUG
This is a messenger RNA of Peromyscus maniculatus bairdii (prairie deer mouse), 1233 nucleotides long. RefSeq lists its product as uncharacterized. NCBI's taxonomy places the organism in Eukaryota, Metazoa, Chordata, Mammalia, Rodentia, Cricetidae. The record is from RefSeq and is a predicted model, not a curated record.